Lolium rigidum is the source of this 474-nucleotide messenger RNA. RefSeq lists its product as uncharacterized. NCBI's taxonomy places the organism in Eukaryota, Viridiplantae, Streptophyta, Magnoliopsida, Poales, Poaceae. The transcript has a single exon. Bases 1 to 435 code for a protein of 144 amino acids. The record is from RefSeq and is a predicted model, not a curated record.
AUGCGGGAGGGCGACCUGCAUGGGCCCGAGCCGGGGUGCGGGGGCGAGGCGGCGGGGCAGGCGGCGGCGGACUGCGCCGCGGUGUGCUGCUGCUGCCCCAUGGCGCUGCUCGAGGUGCUCCUGCUCGUCGCCGUCCGCCUCCCCGCCGACCUCCUGCGCCGGGCUAGGCUCCGACGACGCCGGAGACGGCGCCUGCGGCGGAGCGGCAGGGGCGGCGACGCGUCGCUAUCCGGGAGCGCCAAGGCGAUGAUCGCGGCGGUCGACGCGCUCGAGGCGGACGAGGCGGCGGCCGGGGCCAGGCGCGCCGAAGCGGAGGUCGAGGCCGCGUCGGAGCUCGAGCGCGAGAUCAUGGCCUCGCGCCUCUACGGCGCGGGCUUCUGGCGCAGCGCCUCCUCUCGCUCCAGCUCCUGCGCGUCCUCCGCGCGCCGGCCGUGAACGGCGGCAGCCACGUCAACCUCGUCUUCCCCGUCGAGU